AUGUCGCAAGCUGAAGUGAUGAUCAAGAAUAUGAAAGCUGCUCUUGGUGGUACAGAAUUACUCAUGCCACGGCGCUGGUUGCCAGAUAACAAACCACCUGAAAGUUCUGCAAAUCGUGCACUUGUUAAAGGUUUAGCUCGUGCUACUAAUAGUUACUUUAAUUUCAUUGCUCCACAUACAAAUGUAGAUAUCUAUGUUGCUGAACAACUUGCUCGUGCCUUACCCCCAAGCAUCACAAAUGUGUACGUUAAAUGGAAUACAAACCAACGUAUUCUUCAUAAAUUGCCCGAGCAUGCUCCACCCGUGUUUAUCGGAGAUUGGUUACUUUUCUAUGCUUUGCUCGAUGAGACAAUGCCAUUUGAUCAUUCAACAACGGUAGAAUUAUUUACUGAUAUACAACAGCAAUCCAUUGGUCUAGCUCGUAUAGACUAUGUGCCAUCAGUACAUGGUUCUCAACUUGUUAUGCAUUUAGUAGCAAAAGCAUUGCUUCGUGAACUUUUGGAUGAUCAGAAAACGAUAGACAAAGAACUUCUUAUUAAUAUUUCAAUCAGUUAUGGCAUUUUAUGUCCAUAG
Molecule: messenger RNA, 573 nt
Organism: Rotaria sp. Silwood1
Lineage: Eukaryota; Metazoa; Rotifera; Eurotatoria; Philodinida; Philodinidae
Source: the annotation of a GenBank genome assembly